Salvia hispanica is the source of this 990-nucleotide messenger RNA. NCBI's taxonomy places the organism in Eukaryota, Viridiplantae, Streptophyta, Magnoliopsida, Lamiales, Lamiaceae. The record is from RefSeq and is a predicted model, not a curated record.
AUGAAGCCACGAAGACGAAACCCUAAAAAAUCGAAGAAAUUGAAAAGGGGAUCUUCAUCCUCAGCCCCUCCUUCGCCGCCGUGGAUCGAGCUACCGGAGCAUCUGACGGCAGAUAUUCGAGCUACCGUGUGCAAGACUUGGUGGAGAGUCUGCCAAAAUCCAGCCACGUGGCGCUCUAUUGAUCUGGACUAUCGACGUCCCGCCGCACGCGAUUUCGGCAACAUUUGCCUCUGCGGGGGCUGCGGAGAUGAUGAGAUUUGCAGUGAAGGGGGCUGCACACAUGACGACAUUUGCCGUUGCUGGGAGAACAAAUUCAAUUACCUUGUCCGUCGCGCAGUUGAUCUAAGCCAGGGACAACUCCAAAACCUCAAGCUUGGCGUUUGGUAUUUGUAUGGCUUGCUAGAUUACGUAGCAGAUCGAUCAUGUCAGCUUCGAAGCCUUACAGUUGUACAGUGUGAUGAUGAUUACCAUUUAAGGAGGUUGAUUAUGGGAAUCGAGAAACAGCCACAAUUGGAAGAGCUGCACCUUAUGAUGAAUCCGAUGAUCACAUCCAAUGAGUUUGAAACUAUUGGGAUCGCUUGCCCAAUGCUGAAAUCGUUUUCAUAUCAUAACUGUCAUAGCAAAGAUUCAGAUUUUUCAGAAGGUUUAGCUUUUUCAGAGCAUGUUAAAGCAAUUGGAAAGACCAUGCCUAAUCUGCGCCAUCUCCGACUUUGUGAACAUCGGAUGGGAUAUGAGGGACUGGAAGCGAUUCUCGAGGGCUGCCCCCACCUCAAAUCACUUGAUCUUCGGCUAUGCUCUGCAUUUGAGAAGUUCUACUAUUAUUCUGGCCAAAGACGUUCUGCUCGGGAAAGAAAAGAUCUGUGGCUCCAUACCGACUCUAUCAGUUUAAUGGAUUGGAUAAAGAAACGGAAGGAUAGGUAUGAUAUUAAUUCUGAAUAUGUUGUUCAUCCUUACUAUUGUUGUGACGAUAUUCGAGGUGAAUAUUAUUAG